Sclerotinia sclerotiorum 1980 UF-70 is the source of this 1071-nucleotide messenger RNA. RefSeq lists its product as hypothetical. The coding region runs from base 1 to 1071 and encodes 356 amino acids. The transcript has 2 exons. The record is from RefSeq and is a predicted model, not a curated record. NCBI's taxonomy places the organism in Eukaryota, Fungi, Ascomycota, Leotiomycetes, Helotiales, Sclerotiniaceae.
AUGAAGGCAUCAAUCAUGAGCGCGGCUCUCUCAGCCCUUAGUUUUCUUCCCUCCCUCAGCACGUGCACCCCCAUCGCACAAGCUAGCUCAGUAUCAAAUUUCGCCAUCCAUCCAACUCUCCCUUUAGCCGUCAAGACUCUGACAACCUUCUCCUACCCUUCAUGGGCCGAAAAUUUGGCCAUCAGAUCCAACGGCGACAUCCUAGUCUCCCGUUUCGAUACCCCUGAGGUCCUCCUCGUCUCACACACAAACGCAUUUGAACCCAUCACCAUCUCAACCUUCAACGCCACAACCUACAAAGGCUGCCUCGGUAUCUCUGAAACAACAAAAGAUGUAUUUUACGUCAUUACCUCCGCUCAAAUCGACGAUUCCUUCGCCAAAACAAGCGGUGUAAACUCCAUCUGGAAAAUUAACAUGAACACAUUUGCUCAAAGUAACGGAGUCGUCACAUCCCCAGCUACAGUUACCAAGCUUGUCGAUAUCACCUCUGCCGAUUUUCUCAAUGGAAUGACCACCCUAGAUGAUGAGAACAUUCUCGUGGGAGAUUGUUACAAUGGAUGGGUUUACAAAAUUUGCGUCACAACUGGUGCUUAUGAAAUUCUCAUCAAUGAUCCUAAAAUGAAAAUCCCCGUCGGUGCCUCCGCUAGUCUCGGUGUGAACGGUAUUAAAAUCUCAGGUUUAUACCUUUACUGGACCAAUACCGCUAUUGGUACUCUCAACAGAAUCAAUAUCAAAUUCGAUGGAACACCCAUUGGAUCCAGCGAGGUUGUCGUAAGCAAUGUUCCUAAAGCCGAUGAUUUUGUUUUCAAAAGCGAUGGAACGAUUUGGGUUGCCCAGAAUCAAGUGGAUGAAUUGAGUUAUAUUCCUGUUGGGAAAAAACAAGCUACCCUUGUUGCUGGAAGUACCAUCUCAACUACUUUGGCUGGUGUUACUUCUGGUCAUUUUGGAAGAACGAUUGCAGAUGCUAAUAUUUUGUAUUUGGCUACUAGUGGUGGAAUCGCAUCGCCCAUCAAUGGAACUGUUUCUGUAGCAGGAAGUAUCCUGAUGGUUGAUACGACUAGGUUGCAUUAA